AUGGCGAAGGCCACCCCUCCUUCCCCUCGCAAUUUCCAAUUCAGGCGUCUCCUCGAUAACCUCGAGUACAAAUUCCACCGUCAGACCGGACUGGCCAAGGACAGCGUCUAUGUACGAUCGGACAUGGCCGUGAGGGUGAUCUACGACCUCGACUUUGGCUGGUCGAUAUGGGCUGACGGCGGCGACGGCGACAACCACCACCACGCAGACGGUGCAGACGACAACUGCCUCUCAAACCCAAACCCCCCACCACGACCGAGUCGUCGGAGAGGGAGCCUCGUCGGUCGCGUGUGGGAUGUUCCAGUCAAGGAUCAAGGGGACCAUCCGCCCAUCGGAGUCUGGGUCAGUCGCAAGGGUGACAAGUCGUACGUCUACUUGCUUGAAUAUCUGGAUUAG
Molecule: messenger RNA, 396 nt
Organism: Exophiala spinifera
Lineage: Eukaryota; Fungi; Ascomycota; Eurotiomycetes; Chaetothyriales; Herpotrichiellaceae
Exons: 1
Coding region: 1-396 (131 amino acids)
Source: RefSeq, a predicted model, not a curated record